Messenger RNA from Pseudomassariella vexata, 945 nucleotides. RefSeq lists its product as uncharacterized. The transcript has a single exon. NCBI's taxonomy places the organism in Eukaryota, Fungi, Ascomycota, Sordariomycetes, Amphisphaeriales, Pseudomassariaceae. The record is from RefSeq and is a predicted model, not a curated record. The coding region runs from base 1 to 945 and encodes 314 amino acids.
AUGAUUGAGUCCCUGCAGGGGGGCUUCCCUCAAUUCUCCAGGUUGCCGUUGGAGUUACGAGACCAGAUCUGGGGAUAUGCACUUCCGGAACCACGAGUCUACGAAGUGAUCGACUCACCAUCCUCUUCUACCCCUCAGUCCACACCUGCAAGUCGCCUCAUGUUCGCCGACGUUCGCAAUGAGCCACCUCCAGCCAUCGCCCGGGUGUGCCACGAUGCCCGGCAGGCAGUGCUGCGCCGCUACAAGCCUCUCGUCUUUUCUGGAACUGUUAAACAUAUCGACCUGUCGCGCGACAUAAUCCUUCUGGACUCGUACUUGCAGGUCAAGAGGUUGUUGAAGGUCAUCCGCCUCCUCAGUCAGAUCGAGGUCUUACGUAAGAGCAUAUACAGGCUUGCUCUAGGGACUUCGUGGGGUCUUUACACUGGGCUGCAUCUACGCAUGUUUCACAAAACGGUGCAAACGAAACGAAAUAUGACGAAAUUUCUGGAGCAUUUGUCCAAGUUCCGGCGGCUGAAGACCCUCAUUCUAGUCGUCUACCAACGAUCGGCCUUCAACCUGAAGCUCAGAUGGCCUUCUGAACACCAAAGCUUGUCCUGGCGGCAUUACGACCUUUGGCAACCAUACCACUACAACUUUAAUGUCAAUUUCAACUUCGACAACUACUUUUUGCGUCGUCCACAUCAAAGUAUGCUUGUCAAAUACGAGUCGGAAGUCGUCGACAAAACAAACAUAACAUGCCCGCAAGUCGCCCCUCGCCAGCCCAAACAACAGCCGCAAGACCCUCAACCUUGCGGUCAUCAAGUCCACGAAUUAAAGGAUACGUUCGAGCGAUGGAUGCUGAAGCUGGAAAAGGAGGGGUGCAUUGGGGAAUAUCAGCCGCCCGCGCUUGAGACGGCCACGUUGACCUGGAUCUACGCUGGUGUCAGUAAUGCGAGCUUUUACUGA